Messenger RNA from Nicotiana tabacum (common tobacco), 1352 nucleotides. Lineage: Eukaryota; Viridiplantae; Streptophyta; Magnoliopsida; Solanales; Solanaceae. The record is from RefSeq and is a predicted model, not a curated record.
AAGAGUUUGAUGCCUAAAGCCGAAAUUGCACCUACCUUAAGAUCUGAACCUCCAUUUUCAACAACAAAACAAAUUCACAGAAAUAUCAAAAAAUGGAUUUUGAGGGUAUUCUUUUGGGUAUGGGCAAUCCAUUGCUCGAUAUCUCUGCUGUUAUCGAUCAAGAUUUCCUCAACAAGUACGACAUUAAGCCGAACAAUGCAAUUCUUGCUGAGGAAAAGCACUUGUCUAUGUAUGACGAAAUGACAUCCAAAUUUAAUGUCGAAUACAUUGCUGGAGGUGCAACUCAAAAUUCAAUCAGAGUAGCUCAGUGGAUGCUUCAAAUUCCAGGUGCAACAAGUUACAUGGGCUCUAUUGGGAAGGACAAGUAUGGGGAGGAAAUGAAGAAAAAUGCGAAAGAUGCUGGUAUCAAUGUUCACUACUAUGAGGAUGAGAGUCCAACGGGUACUUGUGCUGUCUGUGUGCUUGAUGGCGAAAGGUCGCUUGUUGCAAACUUAUCAGCUGCAAACUGCUACAAGGUUGACCAUUUGAAAAAACCAGAGAACUGGGCUUUGGUGGAGAAGGCCAAGUACUAUUACAUUGCUGGAUUUUUUCUCACUGUUUCUCCAGAAUCUAUUCAGCUUGUUGCUGAGCAUGCAGCUGCCAAAAACAAGGUUUUCUCAAUGAACCUUUCAGCACCAUUUAUCUGUGAGUUCUUCAAGGAUCAACAGGAGAAAGUCUUGCCGUAUAUGGACUUUGUCUUUGGUAAUGAGACAGAAGCAAGAACCUUCUCUAGAGUUCAUGGCUGGGAGACUGAUAAUGUUGAAGAAAUAGCAUUGAAGAUCUCACAAUGGCCAAAGGCAUCAGGAACACACAAGAGAAUCACUGUCAUUACACAGGGUGCUGAUCCAGUUGUUGUUGCUGAGGAUGGGAAGGUGAAAUUGUUCCCAGUUAUUCCUUUGCCAAAAGAGAAACUUGUUGACACCAACGGUGCUGGUGAUGCAUUUGUGGGAGGAUUCCUUGCACAGUUAGUCCAAGGAAAACCUAUUGCAGAUUGUGUCAAAGCAGGGUGUUAUGCAUCGAAUGUCAUCAUCCAAAGGUCUGGUUGUACAUACCCUGAGAAGCCCGAUUUUGAAUGAGGGAUUUUCCUCUUGUGGGCUUUCCAUGUUCUUCUGUUAAGAAGAAACCUAUUCUGGUUCUUAUAGUAUUUUUGAUCUGGUUAUGCCAAUUGGUAAUGGUAUAUCCACAUCCCACUUCCCAUCCCCCAUAUUGUUGUAAGGCAUUUUAAUUACCUUCUCUUCAUCAUUUGAGAAUAACAUUCUGUUGUAGUAAUUCUAUUUAUUGCAAUAAGGAUGAUUCUUUAGUUUUCAUGCUAA